AUGGUCAAAACACUCCCCUUCGGCGAUAUCGAAGUGCCUUCACCUGGCUUUGGUGCCAUGGGCUUAAGCUUCGGCUUGGGUACCAAUCUCACCUUCGAGCAAGCAGAGCCGGUUCUUAUGAAAGCGAUUGAACUAGGGUGUACAUUCUGGGACACUGCUGUCGUCUACCAAGCUGGUGUGAAUGAAAAACUGCUGGGCGAUUUCAUCCGGAAACACAAUGUCCGGGACAGGGUCUUCAUUGCGCCGAAAUGCGGUUUCAACGUUGCAGAUUUCUCCGUCACCAAUUCCGCUGCUCAUAUCAAGGAGUAUAUCGAUGGUACCAUCGAGCGACUUGGCUUCGCGCCUGACCUCUAUUACUUGCACCGGAUCGAUCCUAAAACACCACUCGAGGAGUCGAUCCCUGCCCUCGAUGAGAUCCGCAAGGCCGGCAAGACCAAGUAUAUUGGUCUCUUGGAGUUCGCCAAGAUCGAUGCCGUGCAAGCGGAGUAUUCUGCAUUCGAGACCAUCCAUGAGACUGACGGUCUCAUUGACGCAUGCAGAGAACUAGGAGUCGCUUAUGUUGCCUACAGUCCGCUGGGACAUGGCUGGCUCGUCGACGACUUCCAAUACAAGUCUCCUGAUGACUUUGCCCCGGAUGAUUUCCGCCGGAGGAGCCCCAAAUUCCAAGGGGAGAACUUCUACAAGAACAGAGCAAUCGUGGAGGAGAUCAAAAAGCUUGCUGCUCGGAAGAAUUGCACCACCAGUCAGAUAGCGCUGGCCUGGGUCGCCGCGCAGGGAUUCAUUGCUAUUCCCGGUACGACUAAGGCUAGCCGGCUCGAGGAGAACUGGGCGUCUAGGGAGAUUGAUUUGACCGAGGAGGAGAAGCAGGAGAUGCGGAGAAUCAUUGACGUGGCGAAGCCGUAUGGGAAUAGGUACGCGCCUGAGCAUCAGGCUUUGGUGGGACAUUAG
Messenger RNA from Aspergillus viridinutans, 948 nucleotides. RefSeq names its product putative aldo-keto reductase (YakC). The transcript has 6 exons. The record is from RefSeq and is a predicted model, not a curated record. NCBI's taxonomy places the organism in Eukaryota, Fungi, Ascomycota, Eurotiomycetes, Eurotiales, Aspergillaceae. The coding region runs from base 1 to 948 and encodes 315 amino acids. Gene Ontology annotation, cellular component: cytoplasm.